AUGGUAUACCAUUCCGACCCUAAACCCCUCGGUUUGAUUUAUACCCGUGCCCGUAGCCGAAGAGCAGUGAGAGUAGUAGGACUGGGAGUCUGGGAGCGGGGAGGACGGCUGUAAUUCGCAGGGAGGUUUAGAUUUCUAUUGUUAGGGUUUUAGGUGGAAAGGGUUCUACGCCUUGCCAUUGGGUGAGAGUGAGAGUGAGAGUGAGAGAGCAAAAAUCGCCAUGAAUUCUCUAAUCAGAUUCAGCCGAGCUUUCUCAAAAUCUGCCUCUUCACAUUCUACAACGAAAGGCCUCCGUUUUCUUUAUCCUCCUACGCUCUUUCUGCAAUCUUACGCUGCCGCCGCCACCGCCACCACCGAUACUACUACAACCAGCCCUAAAACAAAGUAUAAGCUUCAAAAGGACAAUUUUCUUGGGUGCAGCACCGCCUCCGGAAAACCCAAACCCAGGGGAAAACAACCGCCGCAUGAGGUCGUUGCGGACUCGGGCUGGGCUAGGCCAAGCGAGAUCCCCUUCCAAGCCAAAGUUGCCAACUUGGUCAACCUGAUCGGUUACGUCCAUAUACCCGUUCAGUUCGAAGCUUCUCGUGAUGGAAAGUAUUGGGCUGGUACCGUUAUCACCCAGGAUCAAGCUUCUGACUCCCCUCCUCUUUGGAUACCAAUAAUUUUCGAGGGUGAUUUAGCUCAUAUUGCUGCUUGCCAUUUGAAAGAAAAAGAUUGUGUUCAUGUAGCUGGACAACUGAGUGCAGAUCCACCUCAUUUGAUUGAAAAUUCGGGUCAAUCCAGCAUACAGGUUAUGGUACAUAGCCUUAACUUUGUCCAAGGAUAUUCUCAAAUGAAAAGAAGCUUGGCGCCUCAAGAACAAAAGAGAUUCUUACAAGAUUCUGCAAGUGUGAAAGAUGAAGACGAAGAUGAGGAUAAAGAUAAAGAUGAAGAUGAUAUUAACCAAUCAUGGAAGGAUCUCCUUGCUAAGCCACAUGAAUGGUGGGACAUCAGGUUGAAAGAGGAGAAUCCAGAAGGUGCAGCAUUUGAACGAAAGAGCAACGGCGAGUUACUCCGGAUUGAUGACUCAAUUCCUGAAUGGGUCCAAAAGCAGCUUGAGACGAUAACAUUUGAAUGCAAAGCUCAGUUGAAAAGCUCGAAAACUGGUGUGAAGAAAAGGGUGGAUUCUGAAUUGAAUCCUUGGAGAGAACUUCUUGAUAAUCCAAAGCAAUGGUGGGAUUUCCGUUCUAGUAAGCUAACUGGUUCGGUGAAUCCAAAAUUUCCAGAUUUUAAGUGUAAGGUUGGUGAUCGUGCACUCUGGCUUGGCGGAGCACCGGGAUGGGUUUUGUCAGAACUUGAGGGAGUGGAGUUUGACGUUAAAAAUAUAAAAUUGAGACAGAAUAAAGGUGAUAGUUCAUGGAAGGACCUAGUUGAAAACCCAGAUAAAUGGUGGGACAAUAGAUCGAAUAAGAGGAAUGCAAAAUCUCCCGACUUUAAGCACAAAGAAACUGGUGACGUUUUAUGGCUCAGUAAUUCGCCGGGCUGGGUGCUAUCGAAGUUGCCACCUCUCAGAGGUAAAGAAGAUAAGACUACUGCCAAGAGGGAUACGCUACUAUCUUGAGUCCGUAGCUUUGAGAUGUGGAUAUGUCCAUUCCCACCAAUCAUCCGUUUUGCCUUUUAGAUGGACGGUUCAAGUAUGAGAAUGUGCAAUGUGACUGACAACAAACAAGGAUUGAAAAUGUAUUCUACUAGUCAUUCGAUUUUUUCUUUUCCCAAAAAAUGUAUAUUAUCUACCAUUUAGCUCGUUUGAAUACAAAAAUCAUCUCAUUUCAUCUCAUCA
Juglans regia (Persian walnut) is the source of this 1819-nucleotide messenger RNA. RefSeq names its product protein OSB3, chloroplastic/mitochondrial-like. The coding region runs from base 221 to 1600 and encodes 459 amino acids. NCBI's taxonomy places the organism in Eukaryota, Viridiplantae, Streptophyta, Magnoliopsida, Fagales, Juglandaceae. Gene Ontology annotation, molecular function: single-stranded DNA binding. The transcript is spliced from 9 exons. Gene Ontology annotation, biological process: positive regulation of helicase activity; mitochondrial DNA replication. The record is from RefSeq and is a predicted model, not a curated record. Gene Ontology annotation, cellular component: mitochondrial nucleoid.